Vitis riparia (riverbank grape) is the source of this 2847-nucleotide messenger RNA. Its product is annotated as phosphatidylinositol 4-phosphate 5-kinase 8-like. Gene Ontology annotation, biological process: phosphatidylinositol metabolic process. Bases 317 to 2695 code for a protein of 792 amino acids. The transcript has 11 exons. Gene Ontology annotation, molecular function: 1-phosphatidylinositol-4-phosphate 5-kinase activity; ATP binding. NCBI's taxonomy places the organism in Eukaryota, Viridiplantae, Streptophyta, Magnoliopsida, Vitales, Vitaceae. The record is from RefSeq and is a predicted model, not a curated record.
GACCGAGGCAGACAGCAACAGUGAAGAAGAAGAAGAGGAAGAGAGAGAAAAGUUGAGAGAGAGAGAUAUCAAAGCGUGAAAUUGGAUGCUUGCAACUCAAGAGGCAUAGGAAUCUCGUCUCUCUCUGAAAACCACUGGAUUCGAUCUGCUUUCAGCUAUGUUGCAAAACAGGUUGACAGAACUGAAUAUUGUGGUUCUUUUAGGUGGUGAAAGGAGAGGUUCCUGUCUCAAACUGCUUGAUGACUUGCUUAAAAUUAAAGUUGUCUGAGAUGAAUUCAGUGACCGGAACAGCAAGAUAAGGUGUCAUAGUCUAUUCAUGGAGAAUGCUGAAAGUCUCAGUGAAAAGGUUUUCUCGAAUGGAGACAUCUAUGUUGGCAAUUUUAAAGGUGUGUUUCCCCAUGGGAAGGGAAAAUAUACAUGGUCGGAUGGAACAGUCUAUGAUGGUGAUUGGGAAGAAGGAAAAAUGACCGGGAAAGGACAGAUAUUUUGGUUCACGGGGGCAAAAUAUGAUGGUGAUUUUUCUGGGGGUUUUCUUCAUGGUUCUGGCACCCUAGUUGGAUCUGAUGGUUCUAGUUAUAGUGGGUCUUGGAGGAUGAACAUUAAGCAUGGGCUUGGAAAAAAGCAGUAUUGUAACUCAGACGUUUAUGAAGGUUUGUGGAAAGAGGGAGUACAUGAAGGCUGUGGUAAGUAUGCUUGGAAUUCUGGAAAUAUUUAUAUUGGAAAUUGGAAAGCUGGGAAAAUGUGUGGUAGAGGGGUUAUGAAAUGGGAAAAUGGUGAUCUUUAUAAUGGAUUUUGGUUGGAUGGGGUUAGACAUGGGUCAGGAUUUUACAGGUUUGUGGAUGGAGGAUAUUAUUUUGGAACAUGGUCUAGGGGUUUAAAGGAUGGACCAGGAACGUACUAUCCUGCAGGAAGUAGACAUCCAUCUCUAACAAAGUGGUGUAGCUCUAUAGAUUAUGAUGACAACAGGAAAACUAUGCUGUCUCAUAGUUCGUCGCUCAACUCAGAGGGGCACAGGGCUCCGAAACCAAGUGUAAGUCGCAGUCUGUCUGAGACGAUUUCUCGCAGUCUAUCUGAGAAGAUUUCCACUGCUGGCCUCUUUAGAAGUUCAGGUCGAAUAUCACACAGGGCUAUGUCAUUAGAUGAAGAUUGUAGUGUCUGUGAUUCUGCUAGAGAAUUUAUAGCUCAUGACACAUCAGGCAUGUUAUCCCAUGCCUCUGAUGAAGAUCAACACGAGAUGCGCGAUUGCUGUACGUUAGUUUAUGAAAGGGAAUACAUGCAAGGAGUUUUGAUCAAAGAAAAGAUUAGAAGUAGUGCAGUGCCGUCAGAAAAAAAUAAACAACGAAGUAAAUUUCAUGCAAAGGAAGCAAAACAAAGAUCAUGCAUGGGCAUUUUUGAAGAUCAUCAGAGGAGGCGGAGCUAUUAUUUGAUGCUUAAUUUGCAACUUGGUAUCAGGUACACUGUUGGCAAGAUCACACCAGUACCAAUGCGUGAAGUUCGAUCUUCUGAUUUUGGAGAUCGUGCCAGAAUAAGAAUGUAUUUUCCCAGAAAAGGCUCCCAGUUCACACCUCCACACUAUUCUAUCGAUUUCUAUUGGAAGGACUAUUGCCCUAUGGUCUUCAGGAACUUAAGGGAGAUGUUUAAGUUGGAUGCUGCAGAUUACAUGAUGUCCAUCUGCGGUGAUGAUGGUCUCAGGGAGCUUCCUUCUCCAGGGAAAAGUGGCAGUCUCUUCUAUCUUUCUCAUGAUGACAGAUUUUUGAUUAAGACUUUAAAAAAAUCCGAACUAAAGGUUCUACUUAAGAUGCUGCCUAACUAUUACAAUCAUGUAGCAGCACAUGAAAAUACUCUUAUAACAAAAUUUUUUGGGCUUCAUCGGAUUACAUUGAGAGGUGGAAAAAAGGUGCGCUUUAUGGUCAUGGGAAAUAUGUUUUGUACAGAAUUACGAAUUCACCGUCGUUAUGAUUUGAAGGGUUCAUCUCAAGGAAGAUAUACAGAUAAAGACAAAAUUGACUCAAAUACCACAUUGAAAGAUCUUGACUUAUCUUAUGAAUUUCAUAUGGAUAAAUCAUUGCGGAAGUCCCUCUUUCAACAAAUUUCUCUAGACUGCAUGUUCUUGGAAUCUCAACAGAUAAUUGAUUAUAGCCUUCUGUUGGGACUACAUUUUAGUGCUCCUGAGCAUCUGAAGACCCUCUUGGAACUUCCUGAGACAAAUCACAGCCAUGGCAACAACCCUGGUAGUGAUGGUAGUUAUGGUGCCACUUCAAUUGGGGACCUUUGGAUUCCUCCAUCGGGUCUGAUCCUGGUAACCCAUGAGCCCAAUGGCAGCACUGCCCCGGGUCCUCAUAUGAGAGGAAAUCCCUUGAGAGCACACUCUGUAGGUGACAAAGAAGUUGAUCUUCUUCUGCCUGGUACUGGAAGGUUACGGGUCCAGUUGGGAGUAAACAUGCCUGCUCAGGCUAAUCGCAAGGUUCUGCAGGAUGAAGCCAAUUCAAAAGAAGUUGAGCUGUUUGAGGUUUAUGAUGUUGUUCUCUAUCUUGGCAUCAUCGAUAUAUUGCAGGUAUACAAUGUCAGAAAGAAAGCUGAGCAUGCAUACAAAUCACUGCAAUUCGAUCCUCUUACAAUAUCUGUUGUUGAACCCAAGCUGUACUCGAGACGCUUCAUCAAUUUCUUGGAGAAAGUUUUUCCCGAACAACCUUGAAUCGGUAUUUUUUUAAUCUUUUUCUGCUAGUUGUCACAAUUAUAUUGGUACUUGGCUUCCGUGAUAACCGAUACUAAUUCUUUUGCGGUCAUUGAUUGUAAAAUGACAAUAUCACACAAUAAAUGCACCCAUCUUCUUGUUGUAUGUAUGAA